Brassicogethes aeneus is the source of this 2716-nucleotide messenger RNA. NCBI's taxonomy places the organism in Eukaryota, Metazoa, Arthropoda, Insecta, Coleoptera, Nitidulidae. The record is from the annotation of a GenBank genome assembly.
AUGGGCAACAGCUGCUGCUGUUGCCGCAGCGACAAGUCCGACAGAUAUAACACGUCCAGCAUCAAGCAGAUUAGCGUCAACGACAAUGCGGUGCCGCGUCUCCUGCUCAGCGACGGCUGCAACCGCUACACCCCCGAUCCGCAGCGCACGCACGCCGACGUGAUCCGCGCCCGCCCCACGCCCACCAGGGCGGCGCAGUUUCCGCCCGCCAAAGGGCGCAUCGUCAUCGCCAUGUACAACUACGAGGCGAGAGACAACACGGACGUCUCGUUCAAGAAGGGCGACCGCAUGGAAGUGACCGACGACUCGGAGGGCGACUGGCUCAAGGUGCUGCAUCUGAUCACGAAAGGGAGGGGCUACAUACCGGGGAACUUCGUGGCGCCCGAGCUCAGCGUCGAAAGCGAAGAUUGGUUCUUCGAGAACAUAUCGAGAAAAGAGGCCGAAAAACUGCUUCUGGCCGAAGAAAACAGUCGAGGAACGUUUUUGGUGCGACCGUCCGAACACAAUCCCAGCGGAUAUUCCUUGUCGGUAAAAGAUUGGGAAGAAUACCGGGGAUACCAUGUGAAACAUUACAAAAUCAAACCGUUGGAUAAUGGAGGUUUUUAUAUUUCCACCAACAAGACCUUCGAGUCUUUGGCCGAGCUGGUUAACGCAUACACCAAAAACGCAUAUGGCCUGUGCCACGUGCUGUCGAAACCAUGCCGGAAACCGGAACCGACGAUGUGGGACCUGGGUCCCACGUACCGUGACAAGUGGGAAAUCCCGCGCAGCGAGCUGCAACUCGUCAAAAAACUGGGACACGGCAAUUUCGGCGAAGUUUUCUACGGCAAAUGGAAGGAAAACUACGAGGUGGCAGUGAAGACCUUGAGGCAAGGCACCAUGUCCACCGACGCUUUCCUGGCGGAAGCCGCCAUCAUGAAGAAGUUCAGGCACAAGAGAUUGGUGGCUUUGUUUGGGGUUUGCAGCGAGGAGGAGCCCAUUUACAUCGUCCAAGAGUACAUGUCCAAAGGAAGCCUUCUGGAAUUCCUCAGAAACGACGAAGGCAAGCGCCUUCAGUUCGAGGACCUGAUCUACGUGGCCUUCCAAGUGGCCAGCGGCAUGGAGUACCUGGAGUCCAAGCAGCUGAUCCACCGCGACCUGGCCGCGCGCAACGUGCUCAUCGGCGAGAACAACAUCGCGAAGAUCUGCGACUUCGGUCUCGCGCGCGUGAUAGAAGACAACGAGUACUGCCCGAAGCAGGGCUCCAGGUUCCCCGUCAAGUGGACGGCCCCCGAGGCCAUAGUCUACGGCAAGUUCUCCAUCAAGUCGGACGUGUGGUCCUACGGGAUCCUGCUGAUGGAGCUGUUCACGUACGGGCAGGUCCCCUACCCGGGAAUGCACGGCCGGGAGGUGAUAGAAAUUAUCGACAAGGGCUACAGGAUGCCCAAACCCACCACCCAUUCCUUACCCGACGAGAUCUACCAGACGAUGUUGAACUGCUGGGACGCGAACCCCGAAAAACGCCCCACCUUCGAGUUUUUGACGCACUACUUCGAGAUUUUCAACGUCACGUCCGAGGUUCCGUACAGGGAGGUGCCCGAUUAAUAGGUGAGCACUUAAAAUUAUUUUUUAAGCGCUGCCAGAUCUCACGUCUGACGAAAUGUAAAGUGUAUACACAUUUUUUUAUUGUUUUAAUCGCAAAAAUUUAGCAACUCGCUUCGGGACGUUUGUGAUAUGUUUUAAUUUACGACGAUUUAGGCUAGUCAUGUAUAUAAGUUUUUUCUAAUUAAGAGCAAGUACUUAAAGGUGCAAUUUGGCUGAAAGUGAAAAAAUACCGCUUUUAUAACUUCUAUAAAAACAUUUAAAAAAUAUUAUAUUCUACUAGACUGGGCCAAAAAAAAAUUUUGUCUCAGAACUCCCAAACCAUUGAGUUUUUUUAGGAAAAUUUAUGCUCUACAAAUAAAGUCUUUUAACAUUUUUGUCUAAAUUCACUCAAUCAAAAGUUAUUCAAGGUUUUUUUCACUAUAGAUUUAUUUUUUUACGGAUGAUAAUUUGAUUUUGUUCUUUAUAAAUUUGUAUUACAUAUUAUGUUAAACUAAUUAACAAUUUCCCAUAUAAAAAUAACAUGAUUUUUAUUAUUUUCUAAAGAAAAUAUCUUCUUAAAGCAAAAAAAUUCGAAUGUGUUAUAUAUUUUUUUUUAAAUUUCCGUAAUUUUCUCAAGUUAAAAGAUCAAAUUGUAAAACUAACCAAUUUUUAAGGUAUGAUUUUAAGGAAAUGGUUUGGGAGUUGAGACAAAACUUGGUCAAGAAAAAAAAUUAAAAUUGCGAUGAUGGACCUCUUAAUAUUAAUAUUAUGGACUCAAACUUUCACAAUAUUUUUUUUUGUCCUCCAAAACAAUAUUUUCAACAUACUUUACGAAAAAAAAUAGUCGAUUUUUUUGGCCCAGUCCACACUUCGCGUCAAAAUUAACGCAUAUGUAAAAAAAUUCAAACUAAAAAGCCUUUAUGAAUUUUUUUAUAAAAAUACUUCAACUUAUAUCUCAGUUUACGUGUUCAGGGGUUUUUCGAGAAAAUAAUUUUAAAGCCCUUUUAUUUAAUAACAAAAAAAACGUUCGAAAAAUAACUUUUAAGUAAAUAAAAACAGCAUAUUUUUUAAUUACUUCAAAAAAAUUUCCCUAUAAAAAUUUCUUUUCGAGCGUUUUUUAUUAUUUAAUAAAAGGGCUUUAAGGAUAUUUUCU